Molecule: messenger RNA, 4143 nt
Organism: Musca vetustissima
Lineage: Eukaryota; Metazoa; Arthropoda; Insecta; Diptera; Muscidae
Product: myosin-2 heavy chain-like
Exons: 6
Biological process (GO): signal transduction
Molecular function (GO): molecular adaptor activity
Source: RefSeq, a predicted model, not a curated record
AUCACAACAUUGUUGCGUCCCCGAGCAACAUACAAGACCUCAACACCGAUACCGACAGCGGCAACAACAACAAUUCAUCCAUAUUUGAAUGUAACCAACAGUCAAGAUAUCACUUCAGAUAUUGUGGUGUAUGCAGCUAAACCUUGCAACGCAAACGACAGUGAAAUACCCAGCAAGGAAUCAACCUCUUCACAUUUCGAAUUUUCAGAAGGUGACACAACAACCACAACAACAAUAAAUAAUAUUGAAUUAAUACCAACAUUAGAAUUUAUAAGUCAUACACCAGCAGCAUCAUCAUCAUCGAAAACCCUCUCGUGUGAACAUUUGCAACAAUGUCUGCCGGGUUGCUGUGCCGCCCAUCAUGAACAAUCACCACCAGCGGAACAAUUGUUGCAGCAACACAACGAUACGGCAGCAGAAUCACGCCUAACAUUUACCAUUGAAAAGCCAGCAGAGAGUGAAAGUGAAGAACAGAAACAACAACAUCAAGUAGCCAACGAUUCCCCCUGCUCCCUGGAUACCAUAGAACUUUUACAGCAGGAGGUCGUGCCACCAGUAAGUCUAAGCGACACAGCUUCAUUAUCGACAUAUUUCGAUGAGCCAACCAGCUCCAUUACAAUUGAUAUAAUGGAGGGCUCUCAAAAAACCACAACAACGACUGCGGCCACCACCACACCAGCAACAACAACAUCUUCAGCACAAUCGGCUGCCAUUAGCCGAUCUAACAACACCACCAGCCAGAGUAAUGUGCCACAACGAAGUUCGACAAAUCUUCUUUCUAGUCUAAGUGAUGAACCCAGCGAUGAAAUUGAAGAAGAAAUCGAGGAGGCUCUAGAGGAGAUUAGUGAUGAACAGGUGGAUUCCUUAGAUUCUCUACCAGGGCCAAGUAAACAACCACCACCUCUUUCCCAAAAAAGCGAACAACAAAUGUUUGGCAUUGAUCUCUCCGAUUUAUCAAGUAUUGGAAAUUCGGAAAAACUAUCAUCGGGAAAGAGUAAAAAAAGUUCUCCAAGUGAUGAGGGUCAAUUUAAAAUCGACGACGAUCAGUUAUCGGGCGGUAAAUUAGCCCAACAUUUUGUUUUGGAGGACAGUGAUGAAGUAUCGUUGGGUCUACCACAAGAUAAACAUGAAAUUCGUUCAGUACCACAAUCGGAGGAACGGAGUGCCAGUCUUGGACUGGAGGAGGAGAAUAACCACGCGGAACAGAGUUUAAGUAAUCAAAGUACCUCACAUGAUGUUUCCGAAUUGCAAGAAGAACCUGUGGAAGAGCCUGAAUCGUUAGUGUCGGAUGGAGAUUAUCCCUUGUCGUUGCCGGAGGGGGCUGGAGGGGAGAGUAAUAAAGACAUAUCCAAAAGCGUUCCAAAGUCGGACGCCCUGCAAAGUCUUCAAAGUGACCAGGAAAAAUUGGAGAACCUGGAAAAAGAAAAAGAACAACUCAAAGCCAAUGUUGACCCCCAACACCCAACAGAAAAUGUGAAACCAAAUCCCGUAAAAAUCUUAGAACCCUUGACGAACAUUGCAAGACCCGCUCACUCUGAAUCGUCGUCGCAAAAAAUGCUACUAAAACCCUUGGCCACGGUUACGGCAACCAAAAAAUCAUCCUUACCCGAAUUAUUUGAAAAUCCCGAUAUAAAACCCCUGUCCGGCUCCUCAUCGAAUUACAGUGAAAAGGAUCAAUCAAUGGAAGAGAUGAUGGCCUCAAAUCCGUCAUUGGAAAUAACCCUAGACGACCAUGAAAUUAGCUCUCUGAAUCCCAGUUAUAUUGACAACAACAAAACAUUGAUUGAUGAUUUGUUGUUGGAACAAAGUGCGGAUAAAGAAAACCAGGAUCCGAAAGAGGAUAAGUCCACUUCGCUGGAAAUGGGGUCUCGAAAGAGUUUGAAAAUCGAAGAAUCCAAGGAAACAAGUCUCAAUUAUGCAACCGAAGAUUUUGUUAAGCCUGCAGAUUUCCAACAAGUUGAAAGUUGUGGGGUCCUAGUGGUGGAACCCUCGCCACCCAUAGAAAUUGUUACCGAUUUGGAUGAAAGCCUGCCCGAUAAUCCAGAGAAGCCAUUAACCUCCACUAAAAUCGAUGAUGAUUUGGAUCAGACACUGAAAACUGAAAUUGGUGCAGCCAAAGGAGGCAAUACAAUGAUGGACUCAACGGAAGAGGAAGAUGAUGAAGAGGAGACCGAUUUGAAAUUGAUGAAAUGUCGAAUUAUGGCAAUGAGGGAGAACAUUCUAUCAUCGGCAGAGGUGUCCACAUCUCCCGCAACCGUGAGCGGAGAUGUUAACUCUCAACAACCCAAAGCCAUGGAACGUGUUUCUUUGGUGGAAUUUGCCAAAGAUGUCCUCGAGGAUAUAACGGAGGAGAGUGAACGUAAUUCCUUAUCCACCCAGGAGGAACAACAAUCCUUGGCAGCAUUGGCCAGCAAAUUGGAGGCUCAAGCCAAACAAAAUGAAAUGGAAUGCAAUUCGAAUGAGGCCACUUCUACCAGUAAUUCGGCAGUUAGCCUUAAUAUGAUACAAAUGUUGGAACAGAAGGUGGGAGAACUGCAACAAAUGUUGGCCACCAAAGAUGCCUGUUUGGCUUCACUAAAUAUGCAACUGGAAAAUAUGUCCCGCAGAGAAUCAAGCGAACAAUUGGGUUCGGUGUCGGGUAGGGAAACCAGUUCAUUGGCCACUAACUCAACGGAAUAUAGGACCCUACAGGAAGAUUUUGGGCAACAGACCAUGGAUAUCUAUGUGGAGCUAACCAAACGUGAUGAAUUAAUUGCCAAACUAACGGAAUCCCUUCAGCAAUCCUUGACCAUACGGGAGAAUCUGCAAACUGAAAGUGAAAAACUAGCCACCGAAGUUCAACUACUUCGCAAACAACUAACCGAUGCCAUGGACACGCUGAAACGCCCCUCCUGGCCCCGAGCCGAUCAGGAAAGCAAUUUCGGACAACGUAUCUCGGAAAUUUCUAUGGAUCUUGUUAGUGAAAGUGAUGAUGAUUUCGAGCGGCAUUAUUUUACCGACAACGAAGAGAAAUUCUCACGCAAUUCCCGAGAACGUCAACUCUCAAUGCCACGACAAUUUGAUUAUAUGCCAAAUGAACCGGAAAUCAUUUCCACUCCCUUCAACAAACAAAUUGAACAAUUUCAAAAAUAUUUAACACCCAGUGAAGUGCGUCUCUUUUUUAUGGUUCAAAAGAAAUUCGAUGAUUAUCUAUGUCAAGAAUUAGAAAAGCUGCGAAUGAAAAGUGAACAGGAGCUAAAAAUUGUUAUGGAUCAAUGGGAGACGGAAAAGCGUGAAAAAGACGAAGAGAUACAACGUCUUUUGUUGCAGCGGCAGGAACGUGAACUCAAACAUAAUCAAGAAAUGGAAGAUUUGAGGAAAUAUUUUGAAGCCAAAUGUGCGGAAUUGGAGAAACAAUUCUCCGAUGAUGUCUUUUCACAAAAAUCCCAGCGGCAAGGUUUGUCCUCACCUGAAUCAUCAGACCAGGAGCAAUUGUCACUCGAUUAUAAAUCACCAACACUGCCAAGGUCCAAAGAAACCUCACCACGUAAACGUUAUAGGGCUGAGCUACUAUUAAGUCCCUCACAUCGACAAAUGACACCCGGCAAUGAUGGUGUCAGCGAGGAGGUAACGGCAAAUGAAGGAUCACAGUUGGCCUUGGAAAUAACCGAAUUGAAAACAUUUUAUCAAAAUAAAAUCCAUGAAAUUCAACGUUCCCAGGAAGAGAACAUCAAGAAAUUAAGUGAUCGUUUGAAAUAUUAUGAAUCACGUUAUCCAGAAGAUGAAUUUGUGGCUACAAAUAAAAAUUCCACACUCAAUUCGACACAAGAAAGUUCAGUCAAUACUGAAGAUAUGACUCUAAUGACAGUACGUCAUGUUAAUGAUUCUCGGGAUCAAGAUGUGAGUCCUGAGGAUGUGGAGAAAAACGCCACCAUUAAAGAGGCCAAUGUCAGUGAUGUAAAUACUUCAUCAUCGCCAAGUGCACAAAAUAACAAUAAUAACAACACCUCAUUAAUCAUUAUCGAUACGGAUGAACUGAUGACCGCUGCAAAUAAUGAAACCCAAAUCAUACAAAAAAUAAUCGAUGAAUACGAGCGUCGUUUACAGGAACAGGUGACAUUGGCUCGCGAGGAUAUUGUACAUGAGUUGGAACAACAAAUACAG